Molecule: messenger RNA, 349 nt
Organism: Callorhinchus milii (elephant shark)
Lineage: Eukaryota; Metazoa; Chordata; Chondrichthyes; Chimaeriformes; Callorhinchidae
Product: GA-binding protein alpha chain-like
Exons: 2
Coding region: 116-349 (77 amino acids)
Source: RefSeq, a predicted model, not a curated record
UCAAUCCACUUCUGUUUGUGGGACGCUGCUGAUUGGUCAAUGUGUACUUCGCAACCUGUGAUUAUUUUACUACUUGUUUUGUUUCUACAGAUUGGAAGCAUCAGACUCUGCAGCCAUGACGAAGCGAGCAGCAGAGGAGUUGAUUGAAAUAGGAAUAGAUGGUGAGGAGAAGAGGCAUUGUACAGAGGAAAGCAUUGAGGAACAGACCACCAUCACUACGGCAGAGUUUGUGAGCCAGUCAAUCGAUAUCAAUGAGCCCGUCGGAAACCUCAAGAAGCUGCUGGAGCCACGUCUUCAGUGUUCUUUGGAAGCGCAUGAGAUUUGCCUCCAAGACAUUCAGGUAGGGUGA